Molecule: messenger RNA, 750 nt
Organism: Verticillium alfalfae VaMs.102
Lineage: Eukaryota; Fungi; Ascomycota; Sordariomycetes; Glomerellales; Plectosphaerellaceae
Product: DNA replication complex GINS protein PSF2
Exons: 2
Coding region: 1-750 (249 amino acids)
Biological process (GO): double-strand break repair via break-induced replication; DNA replication
Cellular component (GO): nucleus; GINS complex
Source: RefSeq, a predicted model, not a curated record
AUGGCAUUACCACUUCCAGCAGGCCUCGUGCCGAGCGAGGUCGCUUUCCUUUGCGAGAUGGAGCUCGUCACCAUUGUUCCCAGACAACGCCUCGAGAGCAUGCCGCUGUUGAGUGGCGCGACUCCCGUUCUACGCCCACCAUAUCGUGCCAAGAUCCCACUCUGGCUAGCCCUCCUCCUGAAGAAACAACGCCGCGCGAACAUUGUGCCCCCGCCAUGGCUGCAUCCCGACUCCCUCCAGGCCAUCCUCACCCACGAAAAGCACAAAGACCCCAUAGCCUUCUCGCCGCCGCCGCCGCCGCCAACAAAGGCUGACGCGCGCGGCAACGCCCACCGCCUGACAGACACAACCACACUCUCGCCGCCCUUUCUCUCCUCCUGCACAGCCGACGCACCGUCGGGGGCCCUACCCUACCACUGGCUCGAAAUGGCCGAACUGCUUCUCGCGCGUGCGAGCGACGACAUACCCGCCUCCGCGCAGGUGAGGGCCCUGCUGCGCGAUCUGCAAGAGGUGCGUGCCGCCAAGAUGCGCAACAGCACGGCGGACCUCGAAAAGGAUGUCGGCGGCGUCAUGGGCCUCCGCGGCGUCGGUGCCAUGGAGCUGGCGGAGAGCAGGGGGUUCAUACUGGGCGUUAUGGAUGGCGUGCGCAAGAUUGGCGCCAGCACAGAGAUGACAAGGCGGGAGGAGGAAGAGGAUGGAAGCCGGGCUGGCGGCGACGACGAAGACGAGGAUGACGACAUGUUUGGAUAG